Aureobasidium vineae is the source of this 2412-nucleotide messenger RNA. Lineage: Eukaryota; Fungi; Ascomycota; Dothideomycetes; Dothideales; Saccotheciaceae. The record is from the annotation of a GenBank genome assembly.
AUGGCCGACACAUCAGCCCCCACCUCAGCACAAAACGACCAGUCAGCCAAUCGCGGCAGGAACAAUCGCCAAAGAGGAGGCAGAGGAGGAAACAGAGCUCCCCGCGAAGGCCAGGACGGAGAACAAGCCCAGGGCGGCAAUAGAAAUGCUGGCAGAAGCAGAGGUCGUGGUGGACGUGCCAGAGGAGGGGCAGGAGGGGCACAUCAGCCGCAGGACACGAAAGACCAACCCACGACCGAACAACAGAUCCAAGCAAAGGGAAAGGCUCUCGCUCUAGUACCGCAAACACAGGACGGCGAAGACGAUGUCGAGGCCGAGGUCUGCUUCAUCUGCGCCUCGCCAGUCGUCCAUCAAAGCGUCGCUCCAUGCAACCAUCGCACCUGCCACAUCUGCUCGCUGAGGUUGCGUGCCCUCUACAAGACAAAGACUUGCGCCCAUUGUCGAGAAGUCAUCUUCACCGAUGAUGCCAACAAGCGCUUCGAGGAUUACAACACUCAGGAGUUUGCCCACAACGACGACAACUUGGGCAUCCACUACGAGAGUCAAGACAUCUUUGAAGACACCAUUCUCCUAUUACGCUACAACUGCCCCGAUCCGUCAUGCGAUGCUGCCUGUUUAGGCUGGCCCGACCUGCACCGUCACGUCAAGAGCGUCCACCACAAACAGAUGUGUGAUCUCUGCACCCGCAACAAGAAGGUCUUUACCCACGAACACGAUCUCUUUACCGUCCAAGAACUGCGUAGACACGAGAAGCAUGGAGACGAUAUUCCUGGCGCCGAGAAUCAGUCUGGUUUCAAGGGUCACCCCGAGUGUGGUUUCUGUCGUCAACGCUUCUACGGUGACGACGAACUGUUCUCACAUUGUCGCGACCGCCACGAACGAUGCCAUCUGUGCGACCGCCGUGAUGGUGGCAGACAGCCACAAUACUACGUUGACUACAACGCCCUCGAAGUGCAUUUCCGAAAGGACCAUUUCGUCUGCCCUGACCAGGAGUGUUUGGAAAAGAAGUUUGUCGUCUUUGACUCGGAGAUGGACUUGAAGGCACACCAGCUUGAGGCUCAUCCCAAUGGCUUGACCAAGGACGCUCGUCGUGAUGCUCGUAGGGUUGACAUCUCAGGCUUCGACUACCGUGCUCCUCACCAGCAAGACCGUCCUCAGCGCAAUAACACCAACAACAGAGAGCGCCGUGGAGGUGGUCGUGGACGUGAUCCGAAUGCUGAUCCACUGCCUGUCUCGUCUGCGCAACCUAUGGGUAGAGCAGAGAUGGCUUACCAGCGUCAGAUGGCUAUCCAAAGUGCCCAAUCUGUGUCGACGCGCAGUUUCGGUGGCCAGCUCACUCAGCCGACCGAGACGUAUGCUGCCAGAGCUCCUGCAAACGCUCCUGAACCUGCCACCAUUACUGCUCCUCGUCCUGUACAGGAUUCAUUCCCAUCACUUGGUUCUCUCAGCCUCCAACCAUCGUCAGCUACCCCUCGCACUGCCUCACCGGACCGUUCCAUGGCUGGAUUGACGCCGCAAGAACAGGCUCGCCGUCUUCGUCACAACGCCGUCAACGAACGUGCUUCCAACCUCUUGCGCAACGACCAGACCAAGCUGGCCGAGUUCCGCAACAAGGUCUCACUCUACCGUCAAGGUGCGUUGACUGCUGACCAUCUCAUCGACGCCUUCUUUGCGUUGUUCGACACGUCGUCAGCCGAGCUGGGUAAGCUGAUUAAGGAGCUUGCCGACAUCUUCGAAAUCGCUACAAAGAGAGACCAGUUGCUGAAAGCUUGGAACAACUGGAGAUCCAUCAAUGAAGACUACCCCUCUCUUCCUCACGCCGCUGGCGGUCAGUCUGGCCCCAGCACCAGCGCAGCGUCCGUCUUGGGCAAUGGCAUUGGAUCCAAGCGCAUUCUCAAUCUCAAGUCAAGCACAGCACAAAGUUCGCGUUCUAACAACUCCCGCUCUUAUGGUACUGCUGUCGCUCCACACUCGAGCGGAAACCCUUCAAGUGCUGGCGGUCUCUCCUUCCCUCCUCUGUCAGCUUCCUCGAGAUCUUCUACUCCCGCGGCCCCUCCUGUUCGCGUCAACCCCACGCAAGCAACAUGGCUCAAUUCAGCACCCGCAUCUGCACGCCCUACACCCCAACCUUCGCGCUCUGCAACACCCAGCAACAGCAAGCCGCCAGGCCGUGGUGGAGACGCCUUCCCCUCUUUACCUAAAGCACAAAAGCCCACUAGCACGGUCUUCAGUCCUGGUUACACUGGCGCUGGCGUGCGACGAGUCAACGCCGCCGGUCCUUCGACCGUGGCAUGGGGUUCUGGCGGUGCCGGUGGCGUGCAGAGUCCACCUGCUGUGGAAGAGUCGCCCGAGCAGAGGACUAUCAGGAAGGGCAAGCAGGGAAAGAAGCAGGUUCUGUUUAAUUGGGGUUGA